This is a messenger RNA of Hydatigera taeniaeformis, 4848 nucleotides long. Lineage: Eukaryota; Metazoa; Platyhelminthes; Cestoda; Cyclophyllidea; Taeniidae. The record is from the annotation of a GenBank genome assembly.
AUGACAUCCACAGCAGAACGUCACAACCCAAACGACACCAAUCAAUGCCUUCGGAGAGCACAUUCCAAUCCCAAGGGCACCAGACUGUUUUUGUACGACCUCAAUGGACCAUAUGAGGAUAGCUCAAGCAUUGAUGUCAAUGUAGAAGUAUCCGCAUCAGUUCUUCUUCAGUGUGUCGACAGUAACCCUCGAUUCACACUUCAACCGCGAAGAAGAACUAUUUGGGCUUAUGUGAGGUCACAAACUCCACGGCCUGCGGUGGGCGAUGUAAAGGCUCAACAAAUUGGUGGAAAGGCAGGUGUAAAACCGGGUAACAGCACUGCGACUAAGUCCUUUGCAGCUGACGAUGAGCGGCAGUGCGAACAAUCGGAUGUAAGUGCGGUGGUAAAGGAGAAUGCGACGCUGAGGACGCUAUCAAUGCUCAAUGACACUGUCUUUACGGAUGACACACCAUGCAAUGAGUCCUCCAUGACUAUCAGUAUUAAAGGACUGAUAGAUGAAGUAAACAGAGAUAAGGAGAUUUCAACUACAAAUCUCGAAUCUUUGGAAAGACCAAGCAUUAUUCCCUCUCAAAGAAAACCGUCCACAGAGGUUAAGCGAGAUUCACAGUUGACUGAGACCAUUAUUUCUAGCAAAACUGCAUGUCCAACACCUAAUUCUGUAGCCCGAUCGGCUCCGCCUAUGCUAUAUGCUCAAAACAGAGACCAAAGAGUCUUUCCUAAGGUUGGAUCUUCGACCUUAAAUAUGUCAAAUUCGAGUAUGGAGCAGCCAACGACGGCUAGAAAGAACUCCCACAAGACGCUCUGGCAACGGCUCUUUAAGCGAAAUUCUAAAAGUGCCUCAAAGGAUUCGGAAGAGUUGAGCAAAGUACACUCAAAAUCAAGAACUUUUAGAAGCACUAGUCCUUCGCUGGAGGUGGUAACCCAAAAAACCCUGACUAGCUACAAAACCCAAUCCAACAGCACUUGGAAUGCAAAACCGAAUGGACUAUCCACUCCUCCCGAGCCAUUUGAAAUUGCGCACACAGAAAUGCCACAUUUGGAAGAAGAAGUGGUGCACAUGGUAUCGAAGGGAAAUCAAACUGAUUUUCCCCCUAUUAAAGGCAAAUCUUCAAAAACUAAUAAGAAUCGCGCACCUCCUGAGUCAUCACAACUGUUCACACGACAUUCUUCAAGCAAAGAAGCUCCCAUGUCUUUUAUCAAUCCAAAAGAGGGCAACAAGCAGAACUCCAUUGAAGUAAGCACAUUGAACUCCGGAAAAUUGAAAAGAAAGACAUCCAAAGUGAUUUCGGUGGAGGUGAGCAAUUCAUCUAUGGCAAGUGCAGACAAUGAUCUCGUCUGCUUUGUUCAGGUAGCGAAGUCACUUUCCAUGGAAAAUACCCCACCAACAUCGUCUAAAGCGACACAAGAAGAGAAAGGGACCUGUAGCACACAGAAAACGAUCCUUACAACUGGUCAAGUAGAGGAAUGUGAGGGAACGAGGGAAGGUAGCUCUAAACGGGCUGAAUUUCGACGGGCCAAUUUGGAAAUAAGGGCCCCAUGCAUGAGCACAAUUACGCCUCCUACCAAUUGCGUUGACACAACUGAUGAAGACGAUCCCUUUGCAUCAGACCACUUCUCCAAUGUAUUUUCCGCAAAGGAUAGCCUUGAUUUGUGCACGUGGGUGGAAAAGCCAGCCCACUUUAGGAUCGCAGAGAAUAACCCGAUUUUAAGAAAGACGGAACCUGUCUCAGCAGCAGGAAGUAUUCCUCCCCUCCUCUUGGAUGAGACGGGAGGUCCUAAUAAACUUCACCCAAAAGACAGUCUUGACAUGUAUGUCCUCGAUGAUGUAGAUCCAGUCAAGAGGAAGCCCUUCAAGAAUGAAGUCAGGUUUUUGCUCAGGAGAAAGAAAAGCAAAUCAAUUCAGAAGGAGAAGAAAGUGCCAGCAAUAGAUGGUCAUCGAGUGUUUCCUCAACCGCAACAGCACUUACAUGGAAAGAUGGACUUUGUUGACGCAGUAGAAGAGUUGGAAGCUCAAUUUCAGCUGUUAAAACGGCAAAACUCAAAUAUUCUUGCAAAUAGGGCAGUUUUAGAAGGAAACAAAUUAAAUGAGGAAGAUGACAACGCUACCGAAAUCAAUUUUUACACCGAGAAUGACGAUUCACUCCUUUUGGAUCAAAGCCGACCUGCUUCAGAACCGCCUCUAGACCUUGCUCCGCAUUUGCACGGACAGCAGGACGUAGUAAAUGAGGAACUAACGAGUUUCCCUAAGGUGAGAGUUUUUGUAACAUCACCAGACAGCCUCACACAUACUCCAAUUGAGGAAUCUAGUGACAACUCUCCACCUGUUGAUCAAACGCCUCCGACCGAUGGACCUCCCCAGUUCGUGAUCCUUUCACCAUAUUGCACCGACGUUUCAAAUCAUCCCUCGGUCAUUGAAUCCAUUCCGACCAUUCCAGUGAAUGGGACAAAUCUAGGAUCUUUCUGUUGUGUGCUACCAAAUCAAUCAGAAAAGCAACAUCAAUCCUUUAAUUCCAACCCUAAUUUAGCAUUUUAUUCUUUGCAAUGUGGUUCGGUAAUGGCAGAAACUCACCCACAUUCUCCCAAUUUGCCUCAACAAAUUCUGCUCCUAAAUCCAAUAGAGGCGAGCUCAGGUUCUCCUGCACCAACGCAAAGCCCACCGGGUUGUAAUUAUUUAAACCCAGGAAUACAGUUCGAGUACCCGCAGUGCAGACAUAUCGACAGCUGUAGUUACACGGAUUCAGAUGAGUAUGCGCUAUCUAUGCAUCAUGGCAAAAUCCAAACCGGGUCUCCGAACUCACCACCAAAAGCAAUGGGAUGCACUCAAUGCGAUUUGACAACAAACAAUCAAAAAUGUUUAGAAAUUUCCCAUCAUCAUUUGGAUAAAGCAGAGGAACCUCAUCUCAUUCAUACGCACGCUUAUCCAUUUGAAAAUAGCAGGUCUCCUGGCGACAUAGCAGUGCGAACGAAUUAUCUCGAGCACAACUUUGGGACCACCAACUUGAGAUGUGAACAAACAUUACCCCCGUUUGCUUUGAAGGCAAAGAUGUCAUCAACAACAGCAUCAACAAAUGGUUCGGAAGCUGUCUUGAUGAAUGACAAUCAGAUGGAGAAUCCAGGUGAAUGCUCAAGACAGGCGUCAUCGUCGUCAGAAAAAGGCUCUUCCACAGAAAUUGAAGUAGUUGAUGUCGAUGAUGAGGCCAAUUUUGGCAGUCCUGAUCGCUAUGAGGUGGAUCAGACUGGAAUGGUGAUUGAAAAAAUUUCUCACUCUCUUGUGUCCUUCCUGAAGCUUCAUUCAACAACCAAACACCCUCACUAUGAGACCAGCACCGAGAAAAAGGUGCCUGAUCGAGAGAUGGUCAACUAUGCACCCAGCAUAACUCAAAACAUGCGAUGCAACGCACAAGCAGACUACGAAGUCUCGAUUUCAGUAGGUGGAAAUUCUCAAGCAGAUCUAAAAGUUCAUUUGGAGUCGAUGGCACUGCCUCAAGAAGACAAAAAAGGAGACCAUUCAAUUGCGACACCACCACCUAGUCAUGAUACCAAACGCAGUACCACUGGAGAAGUAGAACAGCCUCGUUCUGUAGAGGAGGAUACUCUAUGGAUUCGUUCAAGUAAAAGUAUAGCUGACAGCGAAGCUCAGAGUGAAACCCUAAAGAUGAACGUCAGUACAAUUAGUGAAGGCGAAUUCGACAAACCAGGGAUAGAUACCGGUGUUCCAAAGUCAAACCAGGUGCACCAUGACCCAGUGGACAAAAAUUCGGAUGGAAAGGAAGACAGUCCUGCACCAGACACAGAGGCGUUAGAAAUUCCACCCAACGUUGCAACCAAUAGGAACAGUUGUGAUAUUUUUAAUCGGGAUGGUUUGUUCCUAACCAUGGAUUCAAGACAACGCGAAUCGGGGGAGCAGUCCGACAUUUCCGAGUUCCAAAACGUCAUGGUAACGUUAAAGGACUCACCGUCAGCCCCCCCAUCGUCAACCUUUAAGGCACUCAAUGUUGAGGUGAAAGCAAAUCCUGCUUGGCUAUGCCAGGGCAUGUUUGUCAGGGCAGUAAAAAUAAGGAAUGGGAGCAGAUGCACUGAGGAGAGGUCACGAGCUGGCAAAAACAAAGGCGGUUCACCCGCUCAACUCAUUUAUCGUGGAGAGAUUAGGAACCAGUCGAUCCCCUCAAUUACGAUCAAUCAUUCAGAUCACGCAGACUUCAGAAAAGCCAAAGAUGGCCAAUUUAUUUUAGACCGUAGCGUGGAUGUACUUCAACCGCCAGGAAACAAACAAGAAGGAAGCGAUGCUAUUGACCGCCUAAGUUUCAUAAGGGCCGAGGAGCAAAGGGCUGAUAUCCACGGAACUACAACAAGGAUGAUGAGACAGGAUUCCAGUUUUAUACAAGGUGAAAUUGAUAACUCAUUCGGAACCUAUUUGGAAAGCACCUUACAGAAGACACCUGAAAGUAGUGGAAAGGGAGCUCACUCUAAGAAUGGUAGGAACAAUGAUGCGAAAUUAGACAAAGCCAGAAGACAGAAUUGCGUAAAAUCAAAGGACUUGCUCAAAGCCUUGGAAAUGAAGGAGGAUAUCGAAGAAAUACGUCCCAAACCACGUAGAGUAGUCAGUGUUCCUGCCUCCAACACUUUGGAUGGUGGUGGAAAAGGAAACGCGCCUCAAGCCAAUACGCAGGAAAUGCCGGCACUCAUAUUUGUGCCUGGAACUCGCCUGCCAACUGAAUUGAUGAAACUGUGCGAUAGCAAGGUUGAUCCUUCUAAUGGAUGGUGUAUUAUGCCUCUGCCUGUCUAUAGAACACAGCACGCGCUCUACGCUGCUUACGCGCAAAACUUCCCUGGUUUCAAAGUUUGA